Molecule: messenger RNA, 264 nt
Organism: Anopheles nili
Lineage: Eukaryota; Metazoa; Arthropoda; Insecta; Diptera; Culicidae
Product: venom serine protease inhibitor-like
Exons: 2
Coding region: 1-264 (87 amino acids)
Source: RefSeq, a predicted model, not a curated record
AUGAAACUUCUGCUGAUCGUUUCCGUGCUCCUAGUGGUGGUGUGCAUCGGCACCGAAGCACAGAACUGCAAAAAAUUAAAAUGCCCCAAGAAUGAGCUAUCGAGCUGUUGCGCGGAUUGUCCGCAGAGGUACUGCAACCAAGCAGAUGUCAAGGUCAAGUGCCCUGCCACGUGCAAGCCCGGUUGCAUCUGCCGAGCCGGUUACGUGCGCAACAACAAAACGAAUAUGUGUGUUCCGAUCGAAUCAUGCCCGAAAACACCGUGA